CGAGGCCCGGGCCGCGGCGGCGCCCAGAGGGUCUGCGGGGGCUGCCGUGGCCGGCCCCAAGGGCGGACGCCUGUCGGAGACGGUGACCUUGGCAUCGACAGCGGGGCGCGCGCACGGUGUCCUGAGCUCAGCCCCGAGCCCAUCCUCGGGGAGACCCACAGCCGACGGGCUGGCGCUGUCCCUGGUGAGGGAGCCCGGGCCGGGGUGCCAGAAAGCAUCACAGACAGUCUCUACAUGAUGCGGCUUCUAAAGACUCAAGGACCACCCGCCUCACUAGUCUGCAGUGGAGAAGGCAGAAAUGGAAAUUCAAAUGCCACGGCUUCCAUCCUGUUAUUAGUCACUCUGUAGACAUGUGCCCCCACCACAGGGAGUGAACUGCACCACGGGGGGAAGUUCUCAGGGCCCCCAAACCACCAGCAGUCUUGUCUCUCCCCCUGGAGAAAAAGCAGAACUAUGACGUUUUACAGCUGCUGUCUGAUCCUCGUGGCCUUUACCUGGUGCACUUCUGCCUACGGGCCCGACCAACGAGCCCAGAAAAAAGGGGACAUUAUCCUCGGGGGGCUCUUUCCUAUUCAUUUUGGAGUAGCAGCCAAAGAUCAAGAUCUAGAAUCAAGACCAGAGUCUGUGGAAUGUAUCAGGUAUAACUUCCGGGGGUUUCGCUGGUUGCAAGCUAUGAUAUUUGCCAUAGAGGAAAUAAACAGCAGCCCGGCCCUUCUUCCCAACAUGACGCUGGGAUACAGGAUCUUCGACACUUGCAACACCGUUUCUAAAGCCUUGGAGGCCACCCUGAGUUUUGUGGCCCAGAACAAAAUUGAUUCUCUGAACCUUGAUGAAUUCUGCAACUGCUCGGAGCACAUCCCCUCUACCAUUGCGGUGGUGGGAGCAACUGGCUCGGGCGUCUCCACGGCGGUGGCCAAUCUGCUGGGGCUCUUCUACAUUCCCCAGGUCAGCUAUGCCUCCUCCAGCAGACUCCUCAGCAACAAGAAUCAAUUCAAGUCCUUCCUCCGUACCAUCCCCAAUGAUGAACACCAGGCCACUGCCAUGGCAGACAUUAUUGAAUAUUUCCGCUGGAACUGGGUGGGGACAAUUGCAGCUGAUGAUGACUAUGGCCGGCCAGGGAUUGAGAAGUUCCGGGAGGAAGCAGAGGAGAGAGACAUCUGCAUUGACUUCAGCGAACUCAUCUCCCAAUACUCUGAUGAGGAAGAGAUCCAGCAUGUCGUGGAGGUGAUCCAGAAUUCCACAGCCAAAGUCAUCGUCGUUUUCUCCAGUGGCCCAGACCUUGAACCCCUCAUCAAGGAGAUCGUCCGGCGCAACAUCACGGGCAAGAUCUGGCUGGCCAGUGAGGCCUGGGCCAGCUCGUCCUUGAUCGCCAUGCCCGAGUACUUCCAUGUGGUUGGAGGCACAAUUGGAUUUGCUUUGAGGGCUGGGCAGAUCCCAGGUUUCCGGGAAUUCCUGCAGAAAGUCCAUCCCAAGAAGUCUGCCCACAAUGGUUUUGCCAAGGAGUUUUGGGAAGAAACGUUUAACUGCCACCUCCAAGAAGGUGCUAAAGGACCUUUACCCAUGGACACUUUCCUGAGAGGUCAUGAAGAAGCUGGUGGCAGGCUAAGCAACAGCUCCACUGCCUUCCGACCUCUCUGCACAGGGGAUGAGAACAUUAGCAGUGUCGAGACUCCUUACAUGGAUUAUACACAUUUACGAAUCUCUUACAAUGUCUACUUAGCCGUUUACUCCAUUGCUCACGCCCUGCAAGAUAUCUAUACCUGCUCACCUGGGAGAGGGCUCUUCACCAAUGGUUCCUGUGCAGACAUCAAGAAGGUUGAGGCUUGGCAGGUCCUGAAGCACCUACGGCACCUCAACUUUACCAACAAUAUGGGGGAGCAGGUGACUUUUGAUGAAUGUGGUGACCUGGUGGGGAACUAUUCCAUCAUCAACUGGCACCUGUCCCCAGAGGAUGGCUCCAUCGUGUUUAAGGAAGUCGGAUAUUACAACGUCUACGCCAAGAAGGGAGAAAGGCUCUUCAUCAAUGAGAAGAAAAUCCUGUGGAGUGGGUUCUCCAGGGAGGUGCCUUUCUCCAACUGCAGCCGAGACUGCCUGGCGGGGACCAGGAAAGGAAUCAUUGAGGGGGAGCCCACCUGCUGCUUUGAGUGCGUGGAGUGUCCCGAUGGGGAGUACAGCGAUGAGACAGAUGCAAGUGCUUGUGACAAGUGCCCCGAUGACUUCUGGUCCAAUGAGAACCACACUUCCUGCAUUGCCAAGGAGAUUGAGUUUCUGUCGUGGACGGAGCCCUUUGGGAUCGCGCUCACCCUCUUUGCUGUACUGGGCAUUUUCCUGACAGGCUUCGUGCUGGGUGUCUUCAUCAAGUUCCGCAAUACGCCCAUCGUCAAGGCCACCAACCGAGAGCUCUCCUACCUCCUCCUGUUCUCCCUGCUCUGCUGCUUCUCCAGCUCCCUGUUCUUCAUCGGUGAGCCCCAGGACUGGACGUGCCGUCUGCGCCAGCCAGCCUUUGGCAUCAGCUUUGUGCUCUGCAUCUCCUGCAUCCUGGUGAAAACCAACCGCGUCCUCCUGGUGUUUGAGGCCAAGAUCCCCACCAGCUUCCACCGCAAGUGGUGGGGGCUCAACCUGCAGUUCCUGCUGGUCUUCCUCUGCACCUUCAUGCAGAUCGUCAUCUGUGUGAUCUGGCUCUACACCGCGCCCCCCUCAAGCUACCGAAACCACGAGCUGGAAGAUGAGAUCAUCUUCAUCACGUGCCAUGAGGGCUCACUCAUGGCCCUGGGCUUCUUGAUUGGCUACACCUGCCUGCUGGCUGCCAUCUGCUUCUUCUUUGCCUUUAAGUCCCGGAAGCUGCCAGAGAACUUCAACGAAGCCAAGUUCAUCACCUUCAGCAUGCUCAUCUUCUUCAUCGUCUGGAUCUCCUUCAUUCCAGCCUAUGCCAGCACCUACGGCAAGUUUGUCUCUGCCGUGGAGGUGAUCGCCAUCCUGGCAGCCAGCUUUGGCUUGCUGGCCUGCAUCUUCUUCAACAAGGUCUACAUCAUCCUCUUCAAGCCAUCCCGUAACACCAUCGAGGAGGUGCGCUGCAGCACCGCUGCUCAUGCUUUCAAGGUAGCAGCACGGGCCACGCUGCGCCGCAGCAACGUCUCCCGCAAGCGGUCCAGCAGCCUCGGGGGCUCCACGGGCUCCACCCCCUCCUCCUCCAUCAGCAGCAAGAGCAACAGCGAAGACCCCUUCCCACAGCCUGAGAGGCAGAAGCAGCAGCAGCCGCUGGCCUUGACCCAGCAAGAGCAGCAGCAGCAGCAGCAGCAACCGCAGCAGCCCCUGACCCUACAGCAGCAGCAGCAAGCGCAGCAGCAGCCCAGGUGCAAGCAGAAGGUCAUCUUCGGCAGUGGCACAGUCACCUUCUCACUGAGCUUUGACGAGCCUCAGAAGAGUGCCAUGGCUCACAGGAAUUCCACGCACCAGAACUCCCUGGAGUCCCAGAAAAGCAACGAUACCCUGACCAGACACCAGGCUUUGCUCCCGCUGCAGCGAGGGGAGAUAGACUCAGAACUGAGCACCCAGGAGACAGGCCUGCAAGGGCCUGCUGUUGGGGACCGCCAGCCAGAGAGGAAGAACCCUGAAGAGAUGUCUCCAACGCUUGUAGUGUCCAAUUCACGGAGCUUUGUCAUCAGCGGUGGAGGCAGCACUGUCACAGAAAACAUACUGCGUUCGUAAAACGGAAAGAGAAGGCCAGUCCAGGGAGAAUCCAGAGAGUUUCCUGGGAUCACGUUCUCCACCACGGAUGCGGAACUGCCCCAGACUCUGUCCUCCAAGAAAGGAGGAAUAAGACACAGCAAACACCAUGAACUUAGUUGCACUGUUUUAAAUGACAGUGAAUGGACUAACAUCCUCUUUAAAAUUAAAAAAAGAAGAGCCAUGUGCUUCUGUGGUUGGAUUUGUCAGAGCAUUGAGGUUGCCACAGUCAGAGUCGCUGUUCAUGUCUCUCCCUCUGUUCUCUUCCUCUUUUCUAUCCCAUCCAAUAGCCCAGAGGUGAGCCCAAGGCUUUAAGCUACCCACCUACACCCUCCGUUGCUUUUCUUUUUGAUAUGGAAAUACCCGCCCUGAACAUUGCGGACAGCCUGGCCCAGACACAAA
Molecule: messenger RNA, 4128 nt
Organism: Equus quagga
Lineage: Eukaryota; Metazoa; Chordata; Mammalia; Perissodactyla; Equidae
Gene: CASR
Product: calcium sensing receptor
Exons: 7
Coding region: 454-3708 (1084 amino acids)
Biological process (GO): detection of calcium ion; regulation of calcium ion transport; G protein-coupled receptor signaling pathway
Cellular component (GO): membrane
Molecular function (GO): calcium ion binding; G protein-coupled receptor activity
Source: RefSeq, a predicted model, not a curated record